AUGCGUGUUAUGGAACAGCACAGGAUUACAUCGAAAACAAAAAAGUUAUCAAAACUUAUCACGUUCCAGGCUCCUACCGCUUACUAUAUAUCCGAAUUCAUAUCCGAGGAUGAAGAAAAGUCUAUACUGUCAAACAUCUACGCGUCGCCGAAGCCAAAAUGGACGCAGCUUAGUAACAGAAGACUUCAAAACUGGGGCGGAAUUCCGCAUAGCAAGGGCAUGAUCGCGGAGACCAUUCCAACAUGGCUGGAUUCCUGCUUACAGACCAUUCAUAAUUUGAAUGUCAUGGGAGGACACAGGCCUAACCACGUUUUAGUGAAUGAAUAUUUAGCUGGGCAAGGAAUAAUGCCGCAUUUAGAUGGUUCUUUAUUCUACCCAACUAUAACUACUAUUUCUGUUGGUUCUCACACGGUUUUGAAGUUCAUGGAACCCAGUGAAGCUGAAAUGGUGUCUCAACCUGUGUUCUCAUUCCUAUUGGAACCUAGAAGCUUAUUGGUUCUUCAAGACAAGCUUUUCAGCCAUUACUUACAUUGCAUUGAAGAAGUUUAUGAGGAUAGUUUGGAUGAUUCUGUUUUAAAUUUAGGGCUGUGCUCCGAUAAAUAUGUAAAAGGAUCUACAGUCAAAAGGGAGACAAGGAUAUCGCUAACAAUUAGACAUGUGCCUAAAACUAGUGCUUUUAAAAUUAAUAUUGGAAAUAAAAGAUAACAUUUU
Cydia amplana is the source of this 711-nucleotide messenger RNA. Its product is annotated as alpha-ketoglutarate-dependent dioxygenase alkB homolog 6. Lineage: Eukaryota; Metazoa; Arthropoda; Insecta; Lepidoptera; Tortricidae. The coding region runs from base 1 to 705 and encodes 234 amino acids. The transcript has 2 exons. Gene Ontology annotation, cellular component: nucleus. The record is from RefSeq and is a predicted model, not a curated record.